UAUAAACGGGUUUAAAAGAACGUUUCCUCACCCGCCAAAAUAGCAUAAAAACAGGACGGCAGCAGAUUCAUGGCACACUUUCAUGGAGACCAAACAACCCCAUAAACUCCCACAUUCUCCGGCCUACAAUUUCCUUCUUCAAGCUGGACCACGUCUCUAUCUUCUCCACCAAGUCCAUGCCCACAUUGUAGUCUCUGGCUAUGGUCGCAGCCGAUCUCUUCUUACUAAGCUUCUCAAUUUAGCUUGCGCUGCUGGCUCCAUUAGCUACACGCGCCAAAUCUUUCUCGCUGUCCCAAAUCCAGAUUCUUUCCUCUUCACUUCCCUUAUCAAAUCCACCUCCAAAUCCCACAACUUCUCAAUUUACUCCCUUUACUUCUAUAGCCGCAUGCUCCUUUGUAAUGUUUCACCUUCAAACUAUACGUUUACGAGUGUGAUUAAAUCUUGUGCUGAUUUAUCGGCUCUGAAACAUGGUAGGGUUGUACAUGGGCAUGUUUUGGUUCACGGGUUUGGAUUGGACGUGUAUGUUCAAGCUGCUUUGGUGGCUCUUUAUGGGAAGUGUGGUGAUUUGAUUAAUGCGAGGAAAGUGUUUGAUAAAAUACGUGAGAGAAGUAUUGUGGCAUGGAAUUCAAUGAUUUCUGGGUAUGAGCAAAACGGGUUUGCUAAAGAGGCAAUUGGGUUGUUUGAUCGAAUGAAGGAAACGGGUGUUGAACCGGAUUCGGCCACAUUUGUGAGUGUUUUAUCCGCUUGUGCUCACUUGGGUGCAUUUAAUUUAGGGUGUUGGGUGCAUAAGUAUAUUGUUGGUAAUGGCUUAGAUUUGAAUGUGGUGCUUGGUACUUCGUUGAUUAAUAUGUAUAUAAGGUGUGGGAAUGUGAGUAAAGCGCGAGAGGUUUUUGAUUCGAUGAAGGAAAGGAAUGUAGUGGCUUGGACGGCAAUGAUUUCUGGGUAUGGAACAAAUGGUUAUGGUAGCCAAGCAGUUGAAUUGUUUCAUGAAAUGAGAAGAAAUGGAUUAUUUCCUAAUAGUAUUACAUUUGUUGCUGUUUUGUCAGCAUGUGCUCAUGCAGGGUUAGUGAAUGAAGGGCGCCGGUUGUUUGUAAGCAUAAGAGAAGAGUAUCACUUGGUUCCUGGGGUGGAGCAUCAUGUUUGCUUGGUGGAUAUGCUUGGUCGUGCUGGACUUCUCGAUGAAGCAUACAAUUUUAUCAAAGAAGAAAUUCCUGAAAACCCAGCACCUGCUAUUUUGACGGCGAUGCUUGGAGCUUGCAAGAUGCAUAAGAAUUUUGACCUUGGAGCACAAGUUGCUGAGCAUCUCUUAGCUGCCGAGCCAGAAAAUCCAGCUCAUUACGUGAUACUCUCAAAUAUAUAUGCUUUGGCAGGUAGAAUGGACCAGGUGGAAAAAGUCAGAAACAAUAUGAUUCGAAAAUGCCUGAAGAAACAAGUUGGCUAUAGUACAAUUGAAGUGGAUCAAAAAACUUACUUGUUUAGCAUGGGGGACAAGUCUCACUCUGAGACAAACGCGAUUUAUCAUUUUCUAGAUGAGUUGAUGUGGAAGUGUAGAGAAGCGGGUUACGUGCCAGUAUCUGAUUCAGUGAUGCAUGAAUUGGAAGAGGAGGAGAGAGAACAUGCGCUUAGAUACCAUAGUGAGAAGCUUGCAAUAGCAUUUGGGUUAUUGAAAACGAGCCAUGGAACUCCUAUCAGGAUAGUGAAGAACCUUCGAAUGUGUGAAGAUUGUCAUUCGGCCAUUAAAUUUAUUUCAGCUAUCUCCAGUAGAGAGAUUAUUGUCCGUGAUAAGCUUCGCUUCCAUCACUUCAAGUUCGGCUCAUGUUCUUGUCUGGAUUACUGGUGAAGGCUCCCUUUGGCAUCUUUUAAUCAAAUAUGAAAUAAAUAUCAUUUUGCGAUGCCUUGAUGUACCUUUCAAAAGGGACUUGGAGACACAUCAAGAUUCAGUUGGUCAACAGGAGUCUCAUCAUAUUGUGAUUGGGAAAAGCAGAAACAAAUAUGAAGGGCAUCGAUUGUUCAUUCUCAGUCAGGAUCCUAUUCAGUUAGACAUGGAGGAUGAAGGAAUCAUCACCAAAUUCGCAGUAGCGGACCUAUUUCCUGAAAUGUGGUCAUUAGCCAAUUCCUUUUUGGAUCAUCCCAUGAGAAGGUACUUAUUCCUCGGUGUUCCUCGAUAAGUAAUAAGCCACCCGGAAAAGCCACCCGGCCAGCAGAAAACUGUGCUGUUCAUCGUGUGAUUGGUGGUCUAAGGCACUCCAUCAACAGCAAAGGCAGGAGUAAAAAGAGAAGGGAAUAAGAAGACCAACCAUCAAUCGUGCAUUUUUUAUUAUUUUUUUUUAAAGGUUUUGUUAAUUCAGUUCCGUGCAUAUGGAAAGAUUUGCCUGGCAAUUUCCAGCAUUUCCGCGGGACAGUAUUUUGCA
This is a messenger RNA of Populus euphratica (Euphrates poplar), 2411 nucleotides long. Its product is annotated as pentatricopeptide repeat-containing protein At2g33760-like. Bases 83 to 1840 code for a protein of 585 amino acids. Gene Ontology annotation, biological process: RNA modification. Lineage: Eukaryota; Viridiplantae; Streptophyta; Magnoliopsida; Malpighiales; Salicaceae. Gene Ontology annotation, molecular function: RNA binding; protein binding; zinc ion binding. The transcript has a single exon. The record is from RefSeq and is a predicted model, not a curated record.